Periophthalmus magnuspinnatus is the source of this 375-nucleotide messenger RNA. It is a transcript of the gene rps21, whose product is annotated as ribosomal protein S21. The record is from RefSeq and is a predicted model, not a curated record. Gene Ontology annotation, cellular component: cytosolic small ribosomal subunit; ribosome. Bases 86 to 337 code for a protein of 83 amino acids. Gene Ontology annotation, biological process: endonucleolytic cleavage to generate mature 3'-end of SSU-rRNA from (SSU-rRNA, 5.8S rRNA, LSU-rRNA); translation; endonucleolytic cleavage in ITS1 to separate SSU-rRNA from 5.8S rRNA and LSU-rRNA from tricistronic rRNA transcript (SSU-rRNA, 5.8S rRNA, LSU-rRNA). Lineage: Eukaryota; Metazoa; Chordata; Actinopteri; Gobiiformes; Gobiidae. Gene Ontology annotation, molecular function: structural constituent of ribosome. The transcript has 6 exons.
CAUUAUUUCUCCUUCCGGGUCUGCUCCUCUCUCUUUCCUGUCUGCCAUUUGUCGUACACGGGGACCCUCCGUCUAAACUACAGACAUGCAGAACGACGCUGGUGAAUUCGUGGACUUGUACGUCCCACGUAAAUGCUCUGCAAGCAACAGAAUCAUUGCAGCUAAUGACCACGCUUCUGUCCAGAUCAACAUUGCCGAGGUGGAAAAGUCAACCGGUCGCUUCAAUGGCCAGUUCAAGACUUAUGCCAUCUGUGGAGCCAUCCGCAGAAUGGGAGAGUCUGAUGACUCCAUCUUGAGGCUGUCUAAAAAUGAUGGCAUCAUUGCCAAAAAUUACUGAAGAUGUCCCUGGAGCUGUGGAAAUUUGUUAAAUAAAAA